GCAUUCUUACAACCAACGCAUGUCAGGAUUGCACUCAUAAAUGAUCAUCUCCUUGUAUUUGGUUCCAAUUUGUGUACUUUUAUUACUUGGGGCACCAAAAACCAGUGGAGCAGGAAAAAGUGCAUCGGCGUUUGACAAUGCGAUAAUUGGUCAACCAUAUAUCUCAUGUCAACGUGACCGAAUUGUCAUUGAGGUGAUCACCGAACGAUUGUUCACUGGAAAAGUAUUUGUGAAAGGAGAUUACGCGAAUCCACAAUGUACCAAAACCUUCCGCAAUGGGGUUGCAAGUAGUGGUGGACAUAUUGAAGAUGAGACGUUUUUGGGUACAGUUACGAAAUCGAGAGAGCCUUAUGUGGAAGAUCACUUGAAAGCGAGUAGAGGAUCAUCUGAUUCAAAAAUUUCGAAUCAAUAUCAGAACCAGAAAGCCACAUCGAAUACCAAUUUCGAACAUGCUUCAAAAUCUGGAACUGACCUUGGAACUAAAUCCAAAACUUUCCACGAAAACGACAUCAACAGUGCUCCAGACAUUGCCGAAACUUUCCUUCUCCCACGAAAAAACGAGACGACUUCGGAUACAGACGAAGGUGAAUGGAAGGGCAUUGGUGGAGCAUCUGCAGGCGGAAAUGCAAUUUUCGGUGGAACAAGAGGAGAAGAACUACGCGUUUUUGGAAAAUCUGUGACUUCAUCUUCAACGAGAAGUCGACCAGGGAGCACCUUACCCCUCUCAACCUCCUCAUCCCCCGAUUGUCCACCUCUCACAACUUGUGCUCCGUGUGCUUGUGAAGAGCGUAGAACUCGGCGAGCAACUAACUCAAUUCGCCUGGAAGUUCCCCUUAACUCCUGCAAUACAAAAAGAGAUCGUAAGCUAAAUCCACCAUCAGUUGUUGUAUCCCUGAUCGCAGUCGUCUCAUUUCAUGAUAGCUUCAUUACAAAACUCGACAAAGCUUAUCACAUUCAAUGUGCUUAUGCUGAAGCUGAGAAAACAGUCAGUACGGAUUUAGAUGUCAACAUGACUGACGAACAAGAAAUCAAUGGAACCGUUGAACCACCCUCCUGCGACUACUUGAUCUCUGAUCAGAAUGGAAACUCUGUUCAAAACAGUCUUGUUGGAGAACUGGUUCGACAUCAAUGGGUCUGUAAAGGAGGUUUAACUAAUAAACUAAAAAUGUUGGUGCAUCAAUGUUAUGUGAAAGACGGAGCAGGUCAACAAUUUGAAGUAAUCGAUCAACAUGGAUGUACACUUGAUCAAUUGAUGCUUCAAACACCAACAUAUUCUGAAGAUGGAAUGAGUGCACAAGUUGAUGCAUAUAUAUUCAAGUUUCCUGAUAGAUCAACCGUUGAUUUUCGAUGUACAAUUACUUUUUGUUCUGUGGAUGAUGCUGAGUGUCUCGAUAUGACGCCUCCAAAAUGCGGCGCGAACAAUAAUUUGCUACGAAGAAAAAAGAGAUCAUCACACGGAUUGUCUUCAAUGUCUCUACAUGCAAAUAGUCUUACUGUAUUUGACAUUGAUUCAUCAAAAACUGAUACAAAUCAACUACUACCAACACCUGCAUUAUUACGGAAAACAUUUGAAGAAUACGAGAGAACUUUCUGUGUUUCUGUUGCAAGUUUUGGAAUACUUAUAUCUGCUUCAACGUUCUUUGCAACUAUUUCAAUUGCUGUAAUUUUUUCUUACUUUUUCCUUCGUUUCAAUCACAAGCUCUCUAUUGAUGAUGGAUCUUCAUUUUAGUUUUUUCUUUGUUUUUCUCUACAUGUUUCGGGUUCUAUUUUUUAUUAUACAGUUAUUCAUAAUUAAUAAAUAAUUGCAAUAAAACAA
Messenger RNA from Caenorhabditis elegans, 1816 nucleotides. It is a transcript of the gene cutl-9, whose product is annotated as ZP domain-containing protein. The transcript is spliced from 7 exons. Gene Ontology annotation, cellular component: plasma membrane. Lineage: Eukaryota; Metazoa; Nematoda; Chromadorea; Rhabditida; Rhabditidae. The record is from RefSeq and is marked reviewed. Bases 41 to 1729 code for a protein of 562 amino acids.